Molecule: messenger RNA, 1467 nt
Organism: Protopolystoma xenopodis
Lineage: Eukaryota; Metazoa; Platyhelminthes; Monogenea; Polystomatidea; Polystomatidae
Source: the annotation of a GenBank genome assembly
AUGUCACGUCUGUCAGCUGGUCAAAUGAUGUACCCAUCCGGGCCUGUCAGAGGCCCAUUCAGAGGAGCUCUUCUACCCAAUUAUCAUCAAAUCGCCGGUGUUGCCAACCGACUGACGCCACCUUCACGACCGUCAGCAUCGUCGGUCUCUUCUGGCUCCUUGGCCUCGGCAACCAGAUCACCGCCUCCCGCCUCCAACGGCCAGAUCACACAAACAAGACCUGUCGCCAGCAGCUUAAACGCCACUCAUCAUUUCCUCUUCGACCCUCGACGACAACAUACCAGUCCCUGGUUGCCGGGCCCCUCUUCAGUUGAUCCCACCAGCCUCGGUAGACGCCCAUUACAACCGGUUCGACUACCGUAUCCUUCACCAUUGUCCAUCUCCCUACCAAUGCUGUCCGGACAACCACCUGCACCACCACGAUAUCCCACCACCAUGCCACCUCUCACAGUCGGUCUGAGCCAAAGUAGUGCCAGCAGCAGCAGUAGCCAUAGCAACAAUAACACUCACUCCAUGCUUAGUUCCGGUGACUCGUCACGACAGCCGAAUCGUGCCUCGAGGUACCAAGAAGCUGUAGAGCCGUCAGCAUCUGCCAACAAUCUGAGCUAUUCGGCUCGGCUGCCUCCGGACGCGCAGAUGCCGAAUUCCGGCAGUUCGAGACAGAUUUUGCGUCAUCAAAUGUUGACGACACUUUCGCCGGAAGACGAUUCCGAGGGUGAAUCGGAUCGUGAAUCUGAGCCUGAAAGUGACAUUGAAGAUGGCGGCUAUGAUCAGUCGGCAAGCAACGAGGCGGAGGAGGAGGCUCGAGGGCCGAACUCGAAUAGAGAAUACUAUCCGGACUCUGAGCACCAUGGAUCGUCGGAACGUGAGCCCGAGAGCGAAGAGGACACGGAGGACUAUUACCGAGGCCAACGCCGGCCAGAUGAAGCCAGCACCGAGCAAGAUCAGUACACGAUGCGGGAAGAAGAGACCCACACAACCAACCAACCACCAGAUCGACCGUAUCCGGCUCCUCUGCCGUCGCACACGUCGCCCUUGUCGCCGCCCAACAUGCACAUUCCGACUCAAACACAGCCUGAUUCCCCGAUUGCUCCAAUCACGAGAACACUGCCCAACUUCAUGUCAUACGCUCGCAGCAAUCAACCGGCUCUUCCAUCACACGGUCUUCAGGUUCCCCCGGGCGGACCCUACCAUCUCGAGCAGGCCGGUCGUCUGGGAAGUCCGGAAAUGCUCAACUGUACCAUUCGAUUGCCAGAACUGCCCGGCAUUUUGGUAUAUCCCCACAUGAGGUAUGCAUGGCUGGACAGACGAGGUCGCCUCAUCGGUCACAGUAAGACGCAUGUGAUUGACCGACUUCGAUGGUCCGAUGCCGGAGUCUACACAUGUCAAGUCUCCUCGAUCAAUCCGUACACGCAACAGGAGAUGAUGGCCUUCAUGCGAGUUCGGCUACGGGUCUUCAGUAAGUGA